AACAAAAGUUCAAUUACUACUAAAAUAGAGAGAAUACUGUAUAUUCAAGGUGUCAUACAACCUGAUGUGUUGAAGUGUUAUUUUAUAUAUACAAGUCAUAUAAUAAUGUGAAUCUAUAUUGUUUAUUUGGUCCCAUAUACACUUCCAAACGUGUCUAUUCUAUAUAUGCUUGAAUUCUUGUUUUGUUUUGUUUUUUCCUGUUUUUCAGAAAUUUAAAUGUAAAGUAAUAUAUAUGUUCUUUUCUUUUCCACAGUUUAUCUCCGGUGUUUGCACUUUUUGUUCCAUUUUAUUGUUCAGUGCCACGAGUAUCCUUGGCUCACAUAUUUGGGUGGUUUCCAAUCACGAACAAAACAUUAGUGUACAUCGUGGGAUUACAGCUUUUGACUUCAAAUCCGUACAUGCUGGUGGUUGCAGCAAGUGGGCUGAUUUCAGGCUUUUGGUACAAGAAGAAUGUUCUCAGUGUUCAGCAGGUUCUUUACAUCCCUAAUGGCAUAGCAAAAAUCUUCUCCCAUACUGUAGAACCAAUAUUCUCAUCUGCCGAGCCUGUCGGUGAGGCCAGUAUUGGGAUGGGAGCAACUGUUGACAUACAAAGGCAGCAGAGGAUAGAGCUGCUGGACCAGCAAAUAAUGCUUUCCCAAAUUUCUCAGCUGGGAAGACGACGGCAAGAGCAGGGAGGAAUGUUUGUUUGGAAUCGUUUAUUUCCACCAUUACGGCAACGACAGGUGGUAAAUCAAGCAGAACCACAGGCACCACCUCCUCCUCCAGCUCCUGAGGAACAGGUUGCACAACUGAUGGAGAUGGGAUUCUCCAGAGAUGAUGUCUUAACUGCACUAAGGGCAUCAAACAAUGAUGUCAACUUGGCUACCAACUUUUUAUUACAGCGAUGA
Staurois parvus is the source of this 887-nucleotide messenger RNA. Lineage: Eukaryota; Metazoa; Chordata; Amphibia; Anura; Ranidae. The record is from the annotation of a GenBank genome assembly.